Molecule: messenger RNA, 378 nt
Organism: Trichobilharzia regenti
Lineage: Eukaryota; Metazoa; Platyhelminthes; Trematoda; Strigeidida; Schistosomatidae
Source: the annotation of a GenBank genome assembly
CCGUCAGCACAAUAUUCCCAAUCACCUCUACCCCAAUCAACACAAAAUGAAGUGCAUCUUCCUCCUCAUCUGCCUAACCGUCCUCGUCAGUCAAACGCAAGGCCUGAUUCUCGAUAAGAUGUUCAACAUUCUCCCUCCGACAUUGAAGAAGCUGGUCAAGAAGGUGGUCCAUUGGGCUUGUCCGAAUGAGAGGGCACCGAGUGUAGGUGGCGGUGCAUCAGAUGUGACGACUACGAAGAAGGUGACGAAGACGGUGAAGGAAUCUCGCAAAUAAUCGAUCCUCAUCGGGGUCAUCAUCCACUGUUGGCAUAUAUUGCUCAUCAUAAUGAAGCUGAAUUGUGCGAACUGCCAAAUGUUCAAUAUUUCAGAUAUUUUCAC